Molecule: messenger RNA, 216 nt
Organism: Iphiclides podalirius (scarce swallowtail)
Lineage: Eukaryota; Metazoa; Arthropoda; Insecta; Lepidoptera; Papilionidae
Source: the annotation of a GenBank genome assembly
AUGGAGCCUUUUGCCUCCUUGCGCCAGGAGUGCAAUGACGCGAGGAUCUCAGCGUCUAUGUCCUGGUGUAGGGAGCCGUCCAAAAAUAAGAUGAAUCUUGCACUUGCAUAUAAUUUACAGAAAAAUAGAGUUAAAUCAGGGGUGGCGCCGGGGGAGGCGGUGCAGCGGGAUCGUUUCGCCGUUUCGGCGGGUUUCGGGGCGUUUUUGUCGAGUCGC